UCCAAGGAUAAAAUGAGCGACACGUAGUCGUCGCUCCCUUGUGUCUCUGCUCCCGCAGUCAUAAGCAGGGCCUUCCUUUCUAUUUUCUUCGCGUCCGCGCACCACUACCUUCAACAUCGCCAUGACUUCACCGACGGAAGCGAAACAAGUCUACUCCGAAGACCAUCUCCCGGAGUUCACUCCCAUGCCAUGGACUUUGAGCGAGAUUCGCGCAGCUAUCCCUGCCCAUUUCCACGUGCGGAAGACGUGGAAGGGCUUGCUGUACUUGGCCCGCGACUUGGCCAUGGCAGCGGUUGUGUGGAGGGUCGCUCUCCAUAUCGAUCCCACCUUCCGAAGCGAAGCAAUGUUGCAGUACCUCACACCCCACGCGGCGGAAACUGCGCGUUGGUGCGCAUGGGCCGUGUACUGGUGGUUUCAGGGACUCAUCUUCACUGGCGUCUGGGUCAUUGGUCAUGAAUGUGGUCAUGGCGCGUUCUCCGCUAGCAAGCGCGUGUGCGACAUAGUCGGAUUUAUAACACACACGCUCCUCUGGACACCAUACUUCAGCUGGCAGAUCUCGCACCACCGCCAUCACAGCAACCACGCGUCGAUGGAACGUGACGAGGUGUACGUCCCCAAGACGCGCUCCGACCUGGGCAUCCCGAAGGAGGGCGACGUCGCGUUCGACUACGAAGACUAUCUUGGGGACACGCCCAUCUAUACGCUCUUCAUGCUUGUUCGCCAGCAGGUGCUCGCGUUCCCCGCGUAUCUGCUCUUCAACGUAUCCGGUCAGAAAGGUUACCCGAAAUGGACCAACCACUUCGACCCGAAAUCUGUGCUGUUCACGCAACGCCAGCGUGAUGCCGUGAUAUUGUCGAAUAUUGGGAUUGCAUUCAUGGUCUGGGUCGUCACGGAGGCGAGUAGGAGGUGGGGUGCGUCAGAAGUGGUCAAAUUCUACGGCAUCCCAUGGCUUCUGGUCACUCACUGGUUCAUCAUGAUCACCUACCUUCAUCACACUGAUAUGGAACUCCCUCACUAUCGCAACAGCCAGUGGAACUUCCAGCGGGGCGCUGCAGCGACAGUAGACCGCAACUUCCUCGGCUGGCAGGGCCGAUUCUUCCUCCACGAUGUCGCCCACUUCCAUGUCAUCCAUCACUUCUUCCCUAUGUUGCCUUUCUACAACGGCGCCGAGGCGACCGGAUAUUUGAAGACAUUCAUAGGCGACCAUUACCGCUACUCUGAUAGGCCGGUCUUCCAGGCGCUCUGGGAAAGCUACAACGAUUGUCAGUUCGUCGAGGACGAAGGCGACGUCCUGUUCUACCGGGACCGCAAGGGGCAAGCGAGGGUCCGACCUGCUACCCCCUUCCGCGCGCAGACUUCGGACAGCCCCCUUGCCCAGCAGGACACCUUUUGACAGCGCGAGCUCGUCCACGCAGAAGGGCGGUAGCUGUACGACAAGGGCAUUGUGGCGUCCGUUCCUGUGAGCCAAGUGAACACGAGGCAGGUCUUCUCACAGCGAUGUGAGAAAUUCCUUUCUCCCGUGAGGGUUUAUAGAAUAGAAGGUCUCUGUGUGUGUUUCCUGUGUACUAUUAUUAACGAUCAUCGUGGAGAUAUGUUCAGUAGCAAUUGACUAUAUGCAUCUUCAUUCUCUCCCA
Molecule: messenger RNA, 1634 nt
Organism: Rhodofomes roseus
Lineage: Eukaryota; Fungi; Basidiomycota; Agaricomycetes; Polyporales; Fomitopsidaceae
Product: fatty acid desaturase-domain-containing protein
Exons: 10
Coding region: 122-1393 (423 amino acids)
Biological process (GO): lipid metabolic process
Molecular function (GO): oxidoreductase activity, acting on paired donors, with oxidation of a pair of donors resulting in the reduction of molecular oxygen to two molecules of water
Source: RefSeq, a predicted model, not a curated record